CGGCUGCAUCCCGCCCGCUUUUAAGCUGGCGCAGAGGCGCGGCAGCGCAUGUGCAGUGCCGCCACCGACUCUCUACCAUCACUCGAGGGCGAAGCGCGUAGACGGACGGACGGACAGCCAGAAUGCGGGAAUGUAUCUCUAUCCAUGUUGGCCAGGCUGGUGUCCAGAUGGGCAAUGCCUGCUGGGAGCUGUACUGCUUGGAACAUGGCAUCCAGCCCGAUGGACAGAUGCCCAGUGACAAGACCAUCGGAGGGGGCGAUGACUCCUUCAACACCUUCUUCAGUGAGACUGGAGCGGGGAAGCAUGUCCCACGAGCCGUCUUUAUCGAUCUAGAGCCAACUGUGAUCGAUGAGGUUCGUGGUGGUACCUAUCGCCAGCUGUUCCACCCCGAGCAGCUCAUCACUGGUAAGGAAGAUGCUGCCAAUAAUUAUGCACGUGGGCACUACACCAUUGGCAAGGAGCUAAUUGACCUGGUCCUGGACAAGCUUCGUAAACUGGCUGACCAGUGUACAGGACUCCAAGGUUUCCUCAUCUUCCACAGCUUUGGUGGAGGCACCGGCUCCGGUUUCACUUCCCUGCUGAUGGAACGUUUGUCUGUAGAUUAUGGCAAGAAGUCCAAACUAGAGUUUGCCAUCUACCCAGCUCCUCAGAUCUCCACCGCAGUGGUGGAGCCCUACAACUCCAUCCUGACCACCCACACCACACUGGAGCACUCAGACUGCGCCUUCAUGGUGGACAAUGAAGCCAUCUACGAUAUCUGCCGCAGAAACCUGGACAUUGAGCGACCAACAUACACCAAUUUGAAUCGACUCAUUGGUCAGAUUGUGUCCUCUAUUACAGUGUCCCUUCGUUUUGAUGGUGCCUUGAAUGUUGAUCUAACAGAGUUCCAGACCAAUUUAGUCCCAUACCCACGCAUCCACUUCCCUCUAGCUACCUAUGCCCCUGUAAUCUCAGCUGAGAAGGCUUAUCACGAACAACUGUCUGUGUCUGAAAUUACAAAUUCCUGCUUUGAGCCGGCCAACCAGAUGGUCAAGUGUGACCCUCGCCAUGGCAAGUACAUGGCUUGUUGUCUGCUUUACCGCGGUGACGUGGUGCCAAAAGAUGUCAAUGCUGCCAUCGCCACCAUUAAGACCAAACGUACCAUCCAGUUUGUUGACUGGUGCCCGACUGGGUUCAAGGUUGGCAUCAACUACCAGCCUCCCACUGUGGUGCCCGGUGGUGACCUGGCCAAGGUGCAGCGUGCAGUGUGUAUGCUGAGCAACACCACUGCCAUCGCUGAGGCUUGGGCACGUCUUGACCACAAGUUUGACCUGAUGUACGCCAAGAGAGCCUUCGUGCAUUGGUACGUGGGGGAGGGAAUGGAGGAGGGAGAGUUCUCCGAGGCCCGUGAAGACAUGGCAGCCUUGGAGAAGGAUUAUGAGGAGGUUGGAGCUGACAGCGUUGAGGAUCAAGGUGAAGAAGAAGAAUAUUAGAUAAUCUGAACCAUUCCUAAUUGUUGAUUGAGGUUAAUUUGCUGGUUGGAUUUAUGCUGUACUUCUAGGGAAAGAGAUUUGAUUUCUAGUAUGUUUUUCCUAUGAAAUGGAAGUUUGCUCUCAUUAUUAAAAUUCUGCUGCUUUUGUCGAAUAUUUGCUGAGUAUUACAAUUGUAAGAAAGUGUAACAAUCUUGAGCAGAGUGGACAAUUAGUAAACAUUCAUAUAUCGGAAAAGGAUUGGUUAUUCACCUUGUACAGCAAAAUAUAUAGCUACACCAUCAACAGUGGAAGUAAAUAUGACAGUUUAAUCCAUACCUUUGGGCCUAGUGAGAUCUUUGAUGUAUCCACUAAUUUCUUAGAGUUUGGAUUGCUUAAUUUAAUGACCACACACAAUAGCAUUCCAGCGCAGAUCAUUGGACCAGUUUACUCCCAACUGCUUAUGAAGACAACUGCCCUCAUUUAUCAAAACACUGCAUGCCAGGCAACACAACUGGUUAACAGAAUUAUUCAAAAUGUAUUCCGUACCAAAGUUUCAGUGGAAGGAAUUAUCCCUUUGUAAACUGUAUCCUGCAUUAUAACUGAGGCUGAGUAUUAGCAGAAAAAGCCCACUUCAACAGAAGCAUUGUUUUUUCAGGUGACUCCUGUUCACCGCUCUCUGAUCUAGAGCACAGCAUUGGUGUAAAAUGGUAUGUCUUGUGCCUGAAUGGCACUGCUUCCUGUUUAAAAUGUCAAGAGAAAUAAUUAACCAUUCUCAAUAUUUGUAAUGUUUAGAACAAACUUUUAAUAAACUAAAAGUUGAAUUGAA
Messenger RNA from Amblyraja radiata (thorny skate), 2277 nucleotides. RefSeq names its product tubulin alpha-1D chain-like. Bases 123 to 1472 code for a protein of 449 amino acids. The transcript has 4 exons. NCBI's taxonomy places the organism in Eukaryota, Metazoa, Chordata, Chondrichthyes, Rajiformes, Rajidae. Gene Ontology annotation, cellular component: microtubule. The record is from RefSeq and is a predicted model, not a curated record. Gene Ontology annotation, biological process: microtubule-based process. Gene Ontology annotation, molecular function: structural constituent of cytoskeleton; GTP binding.